Messenger RNA from Oenanthe melanoleuca, 309 nucleotides. Its product is annotated as putative small proline-rich protein 5. NCBI's taxonomy places the organism in Eukaryota, Metazoa, Chordata, Aves, Passeriformes, Muscicapidae. The coding region runs from base 1 to 309 and encodes 102 amino acids. The record is from RefSeq and is a predicted model, not a curated record. The transcript has a single exon.
AUGUGUUCCCGCGGCUCCUGCCACAGCCACGACACCUCCUGCCAUGAAUCCCGCUCCUCCUGCCACGACUCGGGGUCCUCGUGCCACUACACCAUCCAGAGGCAGCCUGUGCAGAAGUUCAGCUACGUGACGCCCUGCUGUGCCCCAGUGCAGAGUUACUGCCCCCCGGUGCAGCGUUAUUGCCCCCCGGUGCAGCGUUACUGCCCCCCAGUGCAGCCCUGCUGCCCCCCAGUGCAGCGUUACUGCCCCCCAGUUUGCCCCCAGGUCACCAAGAACAUCUGCAAGCUGCCAAUGUACCCCAAAUACUGA